Molecule: messenger RNA, 447 nt
Organism: Mytilinidion resinicola
Lineage: Eukaryota; Fungi; Ascomycota; Dothideomycetes; Mytilinidiales; Mytilinidiaceae
Exons: 2
Coding region: 162-440 (92 amino acids)
Source: RefSeq, a predicted model, not a curated record
GCUCAACCAACCACUUAUGAUACCCCUCAAACGACGCCAACUCCUCCAAUCUCUCACUAAACUACCCCUCACCCGUUCCCUCGCAGCAAAAAUGCAACCAGCAACUCUUCGCCGCCACACUGAACGGGCAAAACUGCAACGGCCUUCCCCAAUGCCUCCCCAUGAUCGCCCUCCUCCGAAACAUCGGCGAAGACACAGACAGCCCAGAUACAGCCGUGUAUCUCCACGGCCACCCCCAGUCCGCCCUCAUGGAACUAGUCAAAAAGAGUGACGACGAGCAGAGCCAGCCAAUCAAAGUCAGCGUGACGGCUACGAAAGGUAAGCAGCUCUCUUGUCACGCUGGGCGUGAAAAAAGGUGGUACACUCGUCAAGCAUUCUGCCUCGUGUGUACACCUGUCUGCCACUGCUUGGGGUGCUUCGGUAUGUUCUUAGGAACUUGAAGGAGAU